AUGCGCAUUCCUCUACUGAAUGCGUCUAUCAUCGUCAUAUACAGUGUCUUCCUGCUCCGAUUGACCUGGCGCUUUCAAACGCUCCAUUCGAUAGCAGCCGCCAUGAUCACGAACAUCUUGCUAUACGGACUGGCAGACACGAUAGCACAGACCAUAGUCACUGUAAAAUCUGUGCGACUACCCUUGGACGAAGAGGCAGACUUGGGAACAGUCUACACUGACGACCCAAAUGAUGAUGAGCAUGUCGAAAUGUUCAUGAGCUUUUACCAGAACGAGACAAAUGAGCGCAGGGGUGAAGAAGACCCAUCACAGGUCACAACCCCAGGAUAUUCUCCAGCAUUCAACUUUUGGAGACUCACCAUGUUCAUGGUUUACGGGUUCCUUCUGUCUUUUAUCCAGCAGCCAUGGUACUACAUCGUCAACAAUAUCUACGAUGAGAAGAAUGUGAUAAUAUCAUCCAUAAUGCGCGUUCUAACUGACCAGCUGUGCUUUUCACCUCUAUCAUUGUGUGCGUUCUUUGUAUACACAACCGUUGUCAUUGAAGGAGGAAAUAAGAGCGAUGUGGAGAAAAAGCUGAAGGCGAAGUAUGUGACAACGCUAGGCAUAAAUUACAUGGUAUGGCCGCUGGCACAGUUCAUCAACUUCGCCCUGGUCCCCCCACAGCUCAUGCUUCCCUUUUCUUCGGCAAUUGGUGUUUUCUGGACAGCCUUUUUGUGUUACAGAAACGCGGAGUGA
Yarrowia lipolytica CLIB122 is the source of this 735-nucleotide messenger RNA. The record is from RefSeq and is a predicted model, not a curated record. Lineage: Eukaryota; Fungi; Ascomycota; Dipodascomycetes; Dipodascales.